GCGCUUCCUUCCGGUUUGGAGACAAGCCUUGUUCAUUGUACGCACUGUUCUGAAAGAAUACCGCGGUAGUGACACAAACUAGUGCUUUGCGUGGGCUGUUGGAGCGGUUACAGUUAGUUAUUCAGCUGUCAAGUUUAAAUCCGCGUUUCCUUCUUGCAAAACGAGCACUUUGCGACGUUUCUGCUUUCGGAUUUGUUGCUUUGCGGAGCCGUUUUCGAGCAACAUUGCGGUACUGUUAGCAUUUAAGCUAGCCUAGCAUUGGUUGUCAAGGCGAUCGACUGGACUGGGACUUUCAACGGGACAGGAACGUUCCCCAGAGCCACGAACGAGCCUGGAAACGACUCAACUCAGCGGUUAUCGAGCGCAGGAGUUGUUUUAAUCGUGAGUUAGCCGCGUUAGCUUCCUCUCCUGUCACUGCUUGUUUGACAAAAGCUGCGCCGCGUGAAGCAGUGAGGCUCCUGUCCGUGUUUACCGCGUGUUUCCAGCUUUGUUUGGGGGCUCUGGCAGAAGUGAAGAGGACAUGAACGGGUUUAGCACGGAGGAGGACAGCCACGAUGGUCCCCCGGCUCCACCGUUUUAUGGCCAGAGCUGCUGCCUGAUCGAGGACGGGGAGAGAUGCGGCCGAUCCGCUGGAAACGCCUCCUUCAGCAAGAGGAUCCAGAAGAGCAUAUCCCAGAAGAAACUUAAGCUGGACAUCGAUAAAAGUGUACGUCAUCUGUACAUCUGUGAUUUCCACAAGAAUUUCAUCCAAAGCGUUCGCAACAAGAGAAAGAGGAAGACGAGCGACGACGGAGGAGAGUCACCGGACCAUGACGUGGAGGUUCCCGAGGUGGAUCUGUUCCAGCUGCAGGUGAACACACUGAGACGUUACAAGAGACACUACAAACUGCAAACCAGACCAGGACUUAACAAGGCCCAGCUCGCAGAGACGGUCAGUCGUCACUUCAGAAACAUCCCCGUGAACGAGAAGGAGACGCUGACCUACUUCAUCUACAUGGUGAAGAGCAGCAAGAGCCGACUGGACCAGAAAGCAGACGGCACCAAAGCCCUGGACUGACCGGCCCCGCCUCCCUCCGUCUGCAAACCCCGCCACAACCAAACAAUACGUCUGUAGACCUCCAAAAACGGCUCUGCUUUGUUCUGAAAAACCAAAAGUCGAGCUGUCACCGUCGUCCUCUGAGGAGAUAGACUUUUACACAUAAAACACUGACUAGCAUGCUGUCUCUAUGGUCAAACUCUCCGCUCUUUUUUGGAGUUUCUUCUGCCAAAAAAACAGGUGUAAAAAGCAGAUGAACUUUAUCGGGCCACUCUUUGCUCCAGUGUAAAUGUGUACACAGUCUCACUGUCUGAAUGCAAUGCACCGACUACAUGUAUAGCUGCCUUAAGAGUCAAACGAAGCGUCAGUUCGGAGGUGAUUUUUUUUUUUUCUUUUUCUUUUUUCCCUUGUGCCAAAUGGGGAACGUGUUUAUGGAUCUAAAAGAGUGGACAUUUUUAACAAGGACGAAUGAACUGGUUUUGUCGAGUCUGGCUUUGCUUCUGUCACGUCCAAUAUCAACACAUUUAAAGGUGCACUUUGUAAUGUGUGUGUGUGUGUGUGCCACCUGCUCGUCUCCAUGGCGACUGCUUUGCUUGGAUUUUCCCACAGAACGGCAUUAAGCUUCUCAUUCAUUUGAUUACGGAUAUUUUUAAUAGAAAACUACAUUAAAAUCAUGCAUUCUGAUCACGAGCUCUGACUUGUAGCUUGGCCUUGUGCCGCCGUUUAUUUAUCUUCAUGGAGAUGGUUAAGUUUAAUGCCGUACUGUGAGACAUUACAGGCAAAGCGAUAACGAUUCCAUGGAAACAAGUAGGUUGCGCAGUGCACCUUUGAUAAAUUACACAUUCUUCUGACCUUCGAACAUUACAAUCCCAUUUUUAAACAGAAACUGCAUAUGAUUCACUCAGAUAAGACUUUAACUAUUUGUCUGUUGUUUUUUUUUUCAUUUUUAUUAAUUAAAUCACCCAAUAGCUGCCGCACGGAUGAAGAGACCAUCUUAUUUUAAAAUGAUUUACACAUUUACCUAAUCUGACGUGUUUGUCCUACAGGAUUGGGCUUUUCUUGUAAACACAAAGAUCUUUAAUAUAAUAAUGAGACAAACACCUCUUGUCUCUUGUGCAGUUGUUAAAGGUCCUGUUUUACACAAAAAUGAUUCCUGUGAACUUUUAUCUAUUUAUUUUAUGUUAUAAGGCUGUUAACACCUCAAAAACUUAGUUGAAACCAGAUACGCUAUAUAAAAAGACACAGACAUUUUUUUUUCUCACUGUCUGACAUGAAAUCAGACUAAACUUUUCCAGUUUUAGGUCAAUUAGGAUUCACAAAAUUUUUAUUUGCUCAAUGCCAGAAUAAAGAAGUGUUUUUUUUAGACAGUUUUUCACGACUUUCUUCUAAGUCUGAAGUUCACAUACAGCAACAUGACUCUGCCUUUAAACAAUUUUGGAAAACCCAGAUGAUGUCAUGUCUUUGGAAGCUUCUAAUUGGUUUAUUGACAACGUCUGAGUGAAUUAGAGACACACCUGUGGAUGUAUUUGAAGACACACCUGAAACGCACUGCUUCUUUGUGUGACAUCAUGGGAAGGUCAAGAGAAAAUCAGCCAAGAUAUCAGGAAGAGGAUUGAGGCGUUGCACAAGUCUGGUUCAUCCUCGGUGCAGCUUCCAGACGCCUGAAGGUGCCACAACCCAAGAACAAAAGCAAAAGACCUUGUGAAGACGCUGCUGAAGCUGGUAAGAGUGAAACGAGGACUGUACUGACAAGAGCUGAAAGGAAGAAGACAUUACUCCAAAAGAAACAUAAAAAGACAGAUUACAGUUUGCAAAUCCACAUGGGGACUAAGACCUUAAUGUUUGGAGACAUGUCCUGUGGUCUGACGAAACUAAAAUUUAAGUGUUUGGCCAUUGUUAAGUUUAGAAGAAGAAAAGGGAAAAGCUUACAAGCCUGAGAGAAUACCAUCCCAACUGUGAAACACGGGGGUGGAAGCUUCAUGUCGUGGAGUUUGUUUUGCUGCAGGACGGACUGGUUCACUUCACAAACUAAAUGGAAUCGUGAGAAAAGAACUUUAUGUGGAAACACUGAAGCAACAUCUCAAGACAUCAGCCAGGAAGUUAAAGCAGCUUGGGCACAAAUGGGUCUUCCAAAUGGACAAUGACUUGAAGCGUACUGCCAAAAUGGUGACAAAGUGGCUUAAGGAUAACAAAGUCGAUGUUUCCGGAGUGGCCGUCACAAAGCUCUGAUGUCAGUCCAAUAGAACAUUUAUGGGACAGACCUGAAAAGCCAAGUGUGAGCAAGAAAGAAUGAAACAAAACACAGCUCCGGGUUUGUUUGUGAUGAGGAACAAACAUGACAAAUAUCAGACGAUAGCGUAAAAUGGGCCCUUUUGCUAAUACUUUUGGACGUUGACUGACGCAAAGCCAAUGUUUGUUUUUAUUUAACUUUUGUUUUUCUUGUAGAACAUUUUGAUUUCUGUUUUUUUUUUGUUUUUUUUGUUUCAUGAAUGAAUCUAGUGAAUGUCUUUGUGUAUUUUUGAGUCCUGUUCUUUCCAGCUCUUUUAAUGGCUACACAUGUCGCUCAGACUUGCACUGCAAUAAUAUUUUCUACGCAAGUAUAAAAGAAACGAGCGGUUUUAGAAUAAUAACAGAUGCCUUUCUGACUUGUGUGAAUAUAGUGUUGUUUGUCCCAAGCGAAAUGAUUUCUCCAUAAACUCAAAGCCAGUUCGAAAGUGAGAAGCUGCUACUAAAUUGUGUUGUUUUUGCAGCGUUGCUAGCUUGCAGUGGUAUUAGCAUUUGACAAGCUACGCACAACUAUCCAAAGUCCAAGAUCCCACUGGUUUUCUACAUCUAGAAAUGACUUUUUUUCCACGUUCAAGUGUCUCAAAGCCUCUGGACAUCAAGGAAACCGCUCACACAUUCAUACACGAGUGGAUCACAAGCGUCAGUGGCUAUGUUUUGUUUUGUUUUUUUAUGUCGAGAGCGGGUUUCGAACCGUCAACCUUCGGCUCAGAGGACUCUACCAACUGAGCUCGCGUUCCUUAUUUAUUAUAAUUGAGUACUUAAAGUGUGUAGCCAUUAAAACGUGUUGAGAUUGUUCAUCGUUUUACUAUUUAAACUCAAAUUUGGACCUCCUUAAAUGCUUCAAAAUCUUUUUUAAUACAACAAUCAUGUUUUGACCCCGUGUUUUUAGCAAUUCACUUAAAUUAAUGCACUGACUAAAGUGGGUCUUUUAUGUUAAGUUACAUUUCAACAUUUUUGGCCAUAAAAAUCUUGCCCUUUUUUCAGAUUCUCAAACCCUGAACUCAAACGAACAUCGAGGUUUUCCAAAUAUAGAUUUCAGAAUUUGAAUUUGAAUUUCUCGUCUUAUUUUAUUUGCGUUUCCUUGUAGUGUUUUGUAGGUGUCACCGGUCUUUAUUAACUCGUAGGCACAACACAAUAAUCUUGUUGUUGUAUUAGAAAAAUGUAUUUAAAAAUCGAUCCUGGUAAUGUUAAUAAAUGUAUUGUACAGAUGAG
This is a messenger RNA of Periophthalmus magnuspinnatus, 4534 nucleotides long. It is a transcript of the gene sap30l, whose product is annotated as sap30-like. NCBI's taxonomy places the organism in Eukaryota, Metazoa, Chordata, Actinopteri, Gobiiformes, Gobiidae. Gene Ontology annotation, molecular function: protein binding; transcription coregulator activity. The record is from RefSeq and is a predicted model, not a curated record. The transcript is spliced from 4 exons. Gene Ontology annotation, cellular component: histone deacetylase complex. Gene Ontology annotation, biological process: regulation of DNA-templated transcription. Bases 521 to 1057 code for a protein of 178 amino acids.